CCUCACCAGCAUCAGUAGCACACAGCCAGCCUCGGAUGAGCGUACAUUGGUUGUUGCCUUAGUUUAAAAAAGAACAGGAUACACAAGGACAGAAAGAAAGAUAAAGAAACUCCUUGGGGAUUACAAAGGGAAACCUGGGCCUGCACAUGAUUCGGUAGGGGAGAAUAAAAAGCCGCCUCUGUGCCUGAACCCCAGCUCGAGUGUCUGUCCUCUGAGGGAGCGACGUAGUGAAGAAGGAUGUCUGCUAGAGGGGGAAAGAAGAAAAGCACCAAGCAGUCCCGCUCUGCCAGGGCGGGGGUCAUCUUCCCUGUGGGCAGAAUGAUGAGGUACCUCCGCCAUGGGACACACAAGUACCGCAUUGGCAUGGGCGCACCGGUCUACAUGGCAGCUGUCAUAGAGUACCUGGCAGCUGAAAUUCUGGAAUUAGCUGGCAAUGCUGCCAGGGACAAUAAAAAAGGCAGAAUAACUCCACGUCACAUCAAGCUUGCAGUUGCCAAUGAUGAAGAACUUAAUCAGCUGCUGAAAGGAGUGACUAUAUCCAGUGGAGGGGUACUGCCCAGGAUCCACCCAGAGCUACUGUCCAAGAAGAGGGGUGCACGGGUCAAAGUGGAUUCCCAGGCUUCCUUGCCUGAGAAGAAAGCCAGCCCUGUGAAAAAUGCCAUUAAGAAGCCUGCAGGCAAAAAAACCAGCAAAGGAAAACCUGGAAGGAAAUCAAGGGAGAAACGUGCAGAGAAUAGUAAAGAGGGGGCCUCAAGUUCCACUUCAGAUGAUGGGCCUGGCGAUGGUUUUACGAUACUCUCCACAAAGAGCCUUUUCCUGGGCCAGAAGCUUUCUCUGACACAGAGUGAAAUCAGUAAAAUUGGAUCAAUUAAAGUCGAAGGAAUCAUCAACCCGACAAAUGCAGACAUUGACCUGAAAGAGGGUGUUGGUAAUGCUUUGGAGAAAGCUGGAGGGAAGGAGUUCCUCGAUGCAGUAAAGGAACUGCGGAAGUCCCAUGGGCCACUGGAGGUAGCAGGAGCGGCAUUGAGCCAAGCCAACGGACUAGCAGCCAAGUUUGUGAUUCAUUGCAACAUCCCUCAGUGGGGUUCAGACAAGUGUGAGGAGCAGCUAGAGAAGACCGUCAAGAACUGCUUGUCAGCCGCCGAGGACAAAAAGCUCAAAUCUGUGGCUUUUCCUUCAUUUCCCACAGGCCGAAAUGGUUUCCCGAAGCAGACAGCAGCCCAGCUGAUCAUCAAGGCGAUUUCCAGUCAUUUUGUCUCUUCCACAUCUUCUUCCCUGAAAAACAUCUAUUUUGUCUUGUUUGACAGUGAAAGCAUCGGCAUAUAUGUGCAGGAAAUGGCCAAACUUGACACCAAGUAAAACAGGCUGAUGUGUAAUUUUACAGUUUUAAUAAAAUGAUAAGUUGGGUUUUUAGCUGCCGAUCUAGAAUGGACAAGAGGAAUCAUGUCCUUAGAAGAUAAUUUUAAAAAUUUGCUUUUUAUAACAAAAGGUGGAACUAGUUUUUUGUGAGGAAAAAUGUUUGUGUGAAGUACUGUAUGCUUUUCAACUACACUGUUUUUUAGUCACCUUUUAAAAGAAAGUUAGAGUGGACUUAGAGCUAAAUAUAAGUUUUCAACUUUAAGAUGAUGGCCCAUGACUUUUGUUUUCUUGAUUUGUCCUUACAUUCCGUGUACAAAGACAAAUUUUAAAAGACUGUUAUCUGUUCUUUCCCAUGAAUAUCCCUUGUAGUUUCUGAUACUGUUAGUUUACUAAAAAAAUGUACGUUUGACAUUCUGCUUUAAAAUAAAAACAGAUGUUUGACAACAAAUGA
Messenger RNA from Lepisosteus oculatus (spotted gar), 1810 nucleotides. It is a transcript of the gene macroh2a2, whose product is annotated as macroH2A.2 histone. Gene Ontology annotation, molecular function: structural constituent of chromatin; protein heterodimerization activity; DNA binding. Gene Ontology annotation, biological process: nucleosome assembly; heterochromatin formation. The record is from RefSeq and is a predicted model, not a curated record. Gene Ontology annotation, cellular component: nucleosome; chromatin. NCBI's taxonomy places the organism in Eukaryota, Metazoa, Chordata, Actinopteri, Semionotiformes, Lepisosteidae.